Molecule: messenger RNA, 1361 nt
Organism: Pangasianodon hypophthalmus (striped catfish)
Lineage: Eukaryota; Metazoa; Chordata; Actinopteri; Siluriformes; Pangasiidae
Gene: gpx3
Product: glutathione peroxidase 3
Exons: 5
Biological process (GO): response to oxidative stress
Molecular function (GO): glutathione peroxidase activity
Source: RefSeq, a predicted model, not a curated record
AUCUAUCCAGCUGAUUUACACACAGACAGAGGUGUGGAGAAAGAGAGACUGAGAGACUGUGAGAGAAAGAGAGAGAGAAAGAGACAGAGUGGAAUAACCGAGUUUCUCCUGAUGGAGACCCAGAAAAAAAUCUGGGUCUCUGUUCUGCUCCUGGUGGCUGUUUUUCAGCCGACUGUCACUGCAGGAUGCAACACUCAGUUAUGUAACCAGGCUGUGGAUGGCUCCCUAUUCGAUUAUGGAGCGAAGACCUUGACUGGAGAUUUGCCCAUUUCCUUCCGUCAGUAUACUGGGAAGUACGUCCUCAUUGUCAAUGUGGCCACCUUCUGAGGACUUACCUUCCAGUAUUUGGAACUGAAUGCACUACAGGAGGAGCUAAAAGAUCUGGGCCUCGUCAUUCUCGGAUUUCCUUGUAACCAGUUUGGGAAACAGGAACCCGGGUAUAAUCAUGAGAUCUUGCCCAUGCUAAAGCAUAUCCGUCCAGGGAAAGGAUUUGUUCCAAACUUCCAGCUCUUUGAAACUGGUGAUGUGAACGGGCAUAACGAGCAAAGUGUUUUCACUUUCCUGAAGAAUGCCUGCCCACCUGUCGGUGACAGUUUUGGAAACCCCUCCGGCAGGCUGUUUUGGGAGCCGCUGAAAGUAACUGACAUCAAGUGGAACUUCGAGAAGUUUCUGGUGGGCCCUGAUGGAAAGCCCCUGAUGAGGUGGUUUCCAAGGGUGAACGUUUCUGAAGUUCGGGCCGACAUCAUAAAACUCAUCAAUGAGCGGAAUUCCAAAAACUAAUCAACCAAAAUUAAGGCGCCUCAGAUAACACUAUUCUAUAUUUGUAUCUUUCCAGGUGGUUAGAGGAUGUUCUGUUAUGCCAAAAAUGCGAGAGAAACAAUUUUAAAAUUAGAGAAUCAAACUUAAGGUCAGUGUUCUUCAAUUUCGCUCCUUCAGGACCAAGGAACUGAGCUAUUUCCACUAGAAAAUACCUGAUUCACCAAAAAGAAACUCAUGAGCUGAUUCAGGUCUCUUGAGAUUAGGAAACCAUUCAGUUGUGCAGAAUUGUGGCCUUUCAGACACUCUUCAUGUAGAAGACAGCUUUAGAUUUAAAAAAAAAAAAGAAAAAAAAAGUGAUUCCUUGAGUGAGGCAGGUAGGAGCAUGGCACCAUGGUGGUUCUGGAGAUCUGGACAUGUUCAUGAAGCUCAGGUUUAAAAGCAGGACUUUCUGCAAAGCCUGAGUGGAGACUGAGGGAUAAGAGCAGCUCUUCAGUGCAUUCAGGCUGCUUGGUUCUACUCAGACAUGUCUGGUUCUCCAGAGUGACCCAUCAAACCCUGCUCCCACCUGCAACAGGAUCCUGUCAAUAAAGCAUUAAAGAAAA